AUACAUCACAAGCCACACCCUAUGAUGAGGUAUACUUGACAGCAGCAAUCUUCGCGUACAUCUCGUGUUUUAAUUUCAAAUGAUCACGCAUCUUCACCACUACUGUUCCCUGAUUGUUGGAAGCAUUUGAAGAGAGACUCGGCUGUUUUUCAUUACUCAAGAAGACUGUCUGUGGCGAGGAGCUAAAAGUCACAUAGUUUUGCAUAUGGACUGUUUAUGAUACAAGUGUUCCGUAUCGAAGUACACAGUGUUCCGACUCGCUCAGACUGGGAGUGAUACACGCACCAACGCAACACCAUGGAGACGAUUUCGGCGCUUUGUCCAACGUAGUCGGAGUUGUAACAGUCUGUGUACGAAAGAGAUCUCUUGAAGCUUGUUUCUGUGGACCAUACCUGUGACUAAACUUGACAAUUUUCCACACAAAAUGAUGAGGGUCGUGGAAGCGAUUCCCGAUUAUGGCAGACGAGUCUGCAGGCUGGAGCUUCUGAUCUUGCUAGCCAUAGCGUUCUUGCUGCUUGAAAGAGGACUCUUCCGUUCAGAGGCCGACUCGGAAGACAGCACUGCAGAUUUGAAGGUGAGAUUUCAUUCUCGAGCAGUUGGUCCGUUUGAGACCUUCUCGCCUAAGUAUGUGGAUUCUAGAUUUCACGGCCCUGUAUCCCCUGCACCCCCUGGAGACGACAGUGUCCUACCAUAGCAUUGACGGAUGGGAUGAAGUCGGACUUUUGCUCCUCUGAGUAGGAGAGUACAUACAGACGAUUUGAUGGCAACUUUUGGGUGACAACCAUGCCCACGAAGAUACAGUGGCAUGUGAAGGUUCAUCUGCUUCAGUUUAGCAGAUUGUGGAACAUUAUAAGGAGUUACUGCGGAAGGCAGUAGUAGAUGAUCUAGCUCGCGUAACGGCGUCAGUUCCAGUGAAGUGACAAUGAUUUCGAACAAGUUCAAGGCCAGUAGAGAAUCAUUCAUUGCUUUCAAUAUUUUGUCUGUGGUAAAAAAAUUCUCUAAUAUCAUGAUGUUUUAUUUU
Messenger RNA from Marchantia polymorpha subsp. ruderalis, 1021 nucleotides. Lineage: Eukaryota; Viridiplantae; Streptophyta; Marchantiopsida; Marchantiales; Marchantiaceae. The record is from the annotation of a GenBank genome assembly.